Molecule: messenger RNA, 874 nt
Organism: Seriola dumerili (greater amberjack)
Lineage: Eukaryota; Metazoa; Chordata; Actinopteri; Carangiformes; Carangidae
Gene: rnf5
Product: ring finger protein 5
Exons: 6
Coding region: 124-759 (211 amino acids)
Biological process (GO): ubiquitin-dependent protein catabolic process
Cellular component (GO): endoplasmic reticulum
Molecular function (GO): metal ion binding; ubiquitin-like protein conjugating enzyme binding; ubiquitin protein ligase activity
Source: RefSeq, a predicted model, not a curated record
CAGCGCCGGUUGCUUCGGCGACACUUGUCGUUACCUCUGACUAACUGUAAACGUUAGCUCGGCUCGGGCCGUGUGGGUCAGGUCGGUGCUUUACCUUCCUUCUUUGCUUGUACGGUAAAUAUUAUGGCGGCCGCGAAUCCACGGUCCUCGAGUGAUGGCGGCCCGGCCAGCAGAGGAGGAUUCUCGGCCGGGGAGAGCAGCAACGACGGGUCGGGCGGCAGCAGCAGCGGCGGCAGCGGAGAGGGCGAACGGGAGCGGGACCGGGCCACCUUCGAGUGCAACAUUUGUUUGGACACUGCCAGGGACGCUGUCAUCAGUAUGUGCGGCCACUUGUUCUGCUGGCCCUGUCUUCAUCAAUGGUUAGAGACACGGCCCAGCAGGCAGCAGUGUCCUGUAUGUAAAGCUGGAAUCAGCAGAGAGAAAGUCAUCCCACUGUACGGCAGAGGGAGCUCCAGCCAAGAGGACCCCAGGUUGAAAACUCCACCUCGGCCUCAGGGACAGAGAACAGAGCCAGAGAGCAGAGGCGGGAUGUUCCAGGGUUUCGGGGACACUGGCUUUCACAUGUCUUUCGGCAUCGGUGCUUUCCCCUUCGGCUUCUUCACCACAGUCUUCAACACCAACGACCCCUUUCACAGAGCAGAUCAGUAUGCAGGUGAUCACCAAGGCAACGGUAACCUCAACAACGGCAAUAACAACUGGCAAGACUCCCUCUUCCUGUUUGUGGCCAUCUUUUUCUUCUUCUGGCUGCUGAGCGUGUGAUGGAGAGACUGGAUGGGAUGAAUGAAUGAAUGGAUGGACAAACGACACAAGAGUGGAUCACUGGGAGGGAGGAGCGCAAAAAAAAAAAAAAAACUAACAAAAAAACAAACAAACA